UACAGACUGACACACACACACACACAGACACACUCACACACAAGACAUUCAGGAGGGAAAGGGUGUGUGACUGUGUGAGGGAGAAAGAGUGGGAGACCAAAUCCAAGACGCAAAGGGAAACAGAAACAGCGAGACAAAGUGCAGGAGACAGAGCCAAUAGUUUGAGUGACUUUCACUGGCGGUUAAGGGCCUGUAGUGAAGAACUUACAAGGGAUCAUGGAGUAACAGGACUUGAUUGACAAGAGAACAACGUACUCCACCUGUUCGGCAGCGAGGGCUACUGUUGGAAGACUGAUCUCGGCUAGACUUACUGAUGGGAGCUUAUUGGACAAGCUCUUUCUUUAUUUUGAACUUGUGACACACUGGACAGCUUGAGGAUUGAAGAGAGCAAACAAAGGAAAACCAAGAUUUCCGAGGACAUACACCACAGCUUCGAGUAAGACUGGGAUCAAACCCUUACCCUUAAAGACAAAAUAGAAAGGACUGUUGUAUUUUGAUUUCUUAAGUGUUUUCUAUAUGCAUGUUUCAUAGACGAAGCUGUACCAUUUCUUUCCUAAACAACUUACCUAUCAACAAGGAUAUUUUAUCACUUUGAUCUACUCAUUUACUAUUACAAACUACCAUAAAAACGUCGACAAAACAGUGUAUGAAUGUAACUUAAACACAGUUUUGUAAUUACACAGUAAGCUCAGGGUAAACUGACAGACGUUUGUAAUUAAAGACCAACAGAAGAAAGGGUGAGGUCUACAUCGACAGAGGAGACCGCAAGGACACCAAGACAGAGAACAGGACCCAGAGAACCGAACCAAAAAAAAAAAACACACCAUGGAUUCUCAUGGAGGACACUACCUCAACAAAGAAGCUGUGUUGUCACCUUUAGGCGCAGCCCGAAUGUGCCAGAUGCUCUUCGGCUGCACCAUAUUGGCCCUUGUGUCCCACAGUGCAGGCUACAGCGCCACCUAUGGAACCUUCUGCAUGUUUGUGUGGGGCUUCUGCUUCGCUGUGACACUGGUCGUGUUCACCUUGGACAUCACGCGGCUCCACGCAUGCAUGCCCAUUUCCUGGGAUAACUUCACCGUGGCCUUUGCCAUGUUGGCAACUCUCAUGUACAUCACUGCCUCUGUGGUCUAUCCUGUUUACUUCCUCCAGACAGAGUGCCCGGAUGAAAGCUGCGAGAUCCAAAUCUACCAAAUUGCUGUCACUGUCUGCUCCAGUGUCUGCUGUUUCCCCUACGGAGUUGAGGUGUUCCUAACUCGAGCCAAACCAGGGGCUGUGGUUGGCUACAUGGCCACGGUGUCCGGUCUACUCAAGGUUAUCCAGGGUUUUGUGGCCUGCAUAAUUUUCGGGGCUCUAGCCAAUGACAUGGAAUACAACAACUACAUUGCCACCCAGUACUGUGUAGUGGUGUACAGCCUGUGCUUCUCUGUGACUGUGAUAGUGGUCAUCGUGACCGUCUCUGGAAGGUCAUCAGCACUGCGGUUCCCCUUUGACCGAUUCGUAGUUGUCUACACCUUCUUUGCUGUGAUCCUCUACCUCAGUACUACACUUAUCUGGCCAAUCUUCAGUUUUGAUAGAAAAUACGGCAUCACCGACCGUCCUGAGGACUGCCCACGUGGAGAAUGUCCCUGGGACAGUAAGCUGGUGGUGGCAGUGUUCACCGGUGUCAACCUAAUCUUGUAUUUUGUUGAUCUGAUUUACUCCCAGAGGAUCCGCUUUGUCUCCAGAUCUGCUGUCUAAAUGUCACCCCUUCAAGACAAUUAAUCCUCAGAGACAAGUGGACAGGUUUGAGUAUGCAACAUGCCGUCCACAGUCAGGUCUCAUUCACGGACUCAUUCCCUUGAAUCCACAAAUUGAUGGUGUUAUUUCUGUGUAACAAUUUUUAUUAUCAGUAUUCAGCAUUCUAGUAUUGAGCCUCUUUGUUCAGCAGUCAAAACUGAAAGUAUUGCCCAUGAUACAGUAUUUGUGAAAAAAGGCUUUUGCAAAGUUGUGUAAUGACCUUCCAGGGAGAGCAUGCCAGGUGCACCGUUUAGCUGAUGUUAGCAAUACGAAAUACGUCCAUCUCAGCACCAAAUACAUCCCUCCUCUCCAACUUCCUUUGGUGGUCUCGCACAAGACAGACGUAAGAUAAUGUUUAGAGUAUCAGAGCAGUACUAUGUUAGAUAGACACCCUAAGUCUUACAAAGACUCAGAAAUGUAUUUAAUUGUAUUUAAACAAAUAAAUUAAUGAAAAAAUGACUCAUAGAGAAGCAUAGUAAACGUUAAGUCUGCAGUGUGCACUGAAAGUAGCGGUUGGGUUUGGCAUUACGGACAUUUUGGUGUUUGCUUAUGUUGUUAAUUUCAGUAAUGUUCCUAAUAGAAUGUCAAAUUUCACAUUUAUAAGGCUUUUCCAGUUAUCCACUGAAUUGUCAAUGUAUCUAAUACACGGAAGUUUUGAGAGCAGGUGUAAAGACAGCAUCAAAUUGAUUAUUUGUGAUGAGAAUGAUCAUGAUGUGUAAUAUUUUGUCUUUUAAUACAUUUCUAAUGUGUCCUACGUUUAAUUAAAUAUCUAAUAUUUUGUUGUGUUUCUUUUAAAAUUUCUUUAAACAAAAUACUUCUAAUUCAUGUGUGAACUUUUAGUUUCUACUUUCAGGAAACAGGAGACUUGUGUUGGACAAACAAACCAGAAAUAUCCUUUGUAAAUUGGGAAAUGUUUGAAAUUGGUGAUUUUCGAAAGGUUAAGAUUCUUUAUUGUCAUAUAAAUUGGUUGUUAUACCAUUACAAGAAAUUCUUACAUUGCCAGUCCUCCAUUGACAUAAGUCUUCAUACAAAAAGGAUUGAACAUAGAAAUAAAAUACAGAAUUAAAUCUAUACAUGGUGCUUUCGGGCUGUGCUAUAUGACCUAAAACGUUUUGUCAAUAUAAAAGAUAAAUCAUACCAGUCAUUAUGAAUAAUUAUCACUAUAAAUAUCACAUCAUUAUUUCUGUUAAGUAAAGAGACAGAUUGUUGCUCUUAAGUUGAACCUUCCUGUUUUAAACUAUUGAUAAAUUGAUAGACAGCUAACCAUUUUACAAAUCUGAGGUCA
Platichthys flesus (European flounder) is the source of this 3061-nucleotide messenger RNA. Its product is annotated as myeloid-associated differentiation marker-like protein 2. Lineage: Eukaryota; Metazoa; Chordata; Actinopteri; Pleuronectiformes; Pleuronectidae. The transcript has a single exon. The record is from RefSeq and is a predicted model, not a curated record. The coding region runs from base 826 to 1737 and encodes 303 amino acids. Gene Ontology annotation, cellular component: membrane.